Messenger RNA from Coprinopsis cinerea okayama7#130, 6225 nucleotides. RefSeq lists its product as hypothetical. Lineage: Eukaryota; Fungi; Basidiomycota; Agaricomycetes; Agaricales; Psathyrellaceae. The coding region runs from base 1 to 6225 and encodes 2074 amino acids. Gene Ontology annotation, biological process: siRNA processing. Gene Ontology annotation, molecular function: ATP binding; RNA binding; ribonuclease III activity. Gene Ontology annotation, cellular component: cytoplasm; nucleus; RISC complex. The transcript has 8 exons. The record is from RefSeq and is a predicted model, not a curated record.
AUGGGCGAUGUCGCUGCCGCUGCACCUUCCCCCACAGAAGUGGAUGAAUCUACGACGUCGACGCCCACGUCUGGUACCCGGCAGGAUACGAAGAUCAUCGCGACGAGGGCGUACCAGCAGGAGAUGCUCGACGAGAGCUUGAGGAGGAAUAUCAUCAUCGCGCUUGAUACAGGUUCGGGCAAGACGCAUAUUGCGGUGUUGAGGAUUAAGCAUGAAUUGGAGAGGGAGAACCGCAAGAUCUGCUGGUUCCUCGCGCCCACGGUGGCACUGUGCCAGCAACAACAAAGCGUUAUCAAAACGUACAUCCCAGGUCCCGUCGGCCUCAUCUCGGGCGCGCACCAGCCCGACCAAUGGAAGAACGCCGCACUCUGGAAAUCCGUCCUCGAAACCCACCGCGUUAUCGUGUCUACGCCCCAGGUCUUCCUCGACGCCCUGCGGCACGGGUAUAUCAACAUGGGUCUGCAGAUUGGGUUGCUGGUGUUCGACGAGGCGCACCACGCGGCUGAUAAACACCCGUACAAUCUCAUUAUGAAGGAUUUUUACUUCAAGCUCCCCGCUAGGUCCCCUAUGCAUGACGCGGAUUUCCCGUGUCGUCCGAUGGUGCUCGGUCUAACCGCGAGCCCCAUCUUUGGUUCUGGGGACGUAAACAAAGCAUUCCGCCUCAUCGAAGCGCAUCUAGACGCUAUGAUCUGCACACCGCGGUACAACCGCAAGGAACUCGCGCAGCACGUCCACCGUCCAAUCUUCAAACACGCGCCGUACAUGUCGUGUCCGACUCAAUCAUUCUCGACCAACCUCGCCACUCUCUCCUCCGUGCUCGAAGGACUAGACAUCCAAAAUGACCCCAACGUCCUCUCCCUCCGCUCCCAACUCUCCAAAACCCCGCCCGACUCACCCGAAUGGCGUCGGCUCGACCAAAGGCUGUCCAAGACUAUAACCAAACAAGACUCCUUCACGCAUAAAGGAUUAGCCGACUUCCACCGCGCCGCAAGCGACAUCUGCUUCUCCAUCGGCGCCUGGGCGGCGGACUGGUAUGUGUGGACCGUCGUCCAGAAAGCCAAACACGCCGCCAACCCCUACAACAACAUCAUGUCCACCUGGCGGUCCUCCGAAAAGGCGUACCUCCUCCAGAUCCUCACCUCCCUCGUCCUGAGCCCGCCAUCGUACUACGAGGACGACAUCCUCAGCGAGUGCACGGAUAAAGUACGGGUUUUGGUCGAGUGUUUGUUGGAGGAGAAGGAGGAGGUGGAAGGCUUGAAUGAGAGUUUUAGCGGGAUUGUGUUUGUGCAGAGGCGGGAUGCUGUGCUGGCCCUCGCUGAACUUUUGAAGCACCACCCGUUCACGAAGGAUUCGUUUACCGUCGGUGUGUUGUUGGGUACAUCCGAUAGCGCGCACCGGCAUUCGUUGAUGGAUGUUACACGGCAUAUCACCAAGCAAUCGCAGGAUUCCACUCUUUCGUCGUUCCGUCUAGGCAUCCACAACCUCAUCCUCGCGACCUCCGUCGCCGAGGAAGGGUUAGACAUCCCAGCGUGCGGGUCGGUCAUCCGGUGGGACCCACCCCCCAACAUGGCGAGUUGGAUACAGAGUCGUGGACGGGCACGGAGGAAGAGGAGUACGUUUACGCUGAUGUAUGAUGUUGAGGAGGAUAGGGCGCAGGCGAAUGUCGCCAAGUGGAGGGAGGUGGAGGAGAGGAUGGUUGAGAUGUAUAGUCGGAAUUCGGGAGGGAGGGAGGGAGAUGCGGGUGUGGAUGUGGAGGAUUGGGAAGGGGAGGAACCGGAUGAUUUUGAUGCUGUGUUGAGUGUUGAGAGUACUGGCGCCUACCUAACACCCCACUCGGCGGUCUCCCACCUCGCCCAUUUCUGCGCUGUCAUCUCCCGCUCGGGGUCGAACGAGAACCGGCCGAUAUACGAUAUCGAUCCGCCUGAUUACGUGCCUGGGCUACACCUCACCGCUCCAUCUGCGGCUGGAUCCCAGUCCACGGGCUUUGCUUCUUCCAUGGCUCACGCGCACCAACCCUACGCGGGUCCCUGGACGUCAACCGUCACCCUCCCCCGCUCGCUCCCUCUCCCCACGCGCUCUUUUACCACCGCGAAACCCUACGCCACUAAGUUGGCUGCCCAUCGGCACGCUGCGUUCCUAGCUUACUCGUACCUCCAUGAAGUGGGACUCCUGAACGAGCAUUUGUUGCCGCUGUACGAGGAUGGGCGGUGGAGUGAGGAGGAGGAGGAGGAGGUCAGGAGGAUGUUGGAGGAUGUUGAGAAGAGGGUUGGGUUGGUGAGUGGAGGGAGUGGGGGUGUGCAGGUUGAUCCGUGGGUUGAAGAACGGGGUUAUGAAGGUCGAGGUGGGGGUAGACUUGGGCGCAGUGUGGGUGUACUCGAUGUCGAGGUUGACGGUGGCGCCCCGACUCUAGACGCACGGACUAAAUCGAGUGCCGCUGACGACGACGACGAUACCGAUGCCAGGAUGACCAUCGAACAACAACCCGCCUCCAACGACUCCGCCUCCGCCUCCGCCUCCAACGACGACAACGAAGUAGAAGAACUCGAAGUAUGGUACACCUCCGUCCUACAAUUCAGCCACGCCCCGCCUUUGUACAUGUUCACCCGCGUCCGGGUGCCGGAGGUAGACUUUGAGGAGGGGCCGGUGUUGUAUAGGCCUGGGAGGGAGGAGGUUAGAGUUGGGGUGUAUCGCGUCGACGGGAGUAAUGAGGGGGUGCCGGAGAGGGCUGUGGUGAGGAGGACGAGGACGAGGACGAGGGAGGGUGCGGAGAUGGAGGAGGCGAAGGGUGGGGAGGAGGCGAAGGAGAAGGGCAAAGAGAGGAAGGAGGAGGCGGAGAAGAACAAGGCGCCGGUUGUCACGUCGCCUUGGUCCACCGCCGGACUCGUCUCUUCGACUGCAGCUUCCUUGCCCAAAUCGCGCUCGACGUCAUCUGUUUCGUCGUCUUCGUCGUGGUAUACGGCUGCCUCCAACACCGACGAUUCGUCUGGAUGGGACACGGUGUCAGUGGACCCAGCUGCGUCUCAUGCGGGUAUUUCGGCCGGGUCGUCUUCGUGGGAUACGCCUACUGCGUCGAAGGUUGACCCGACGUGGUGGUCGGACUCUGCAGCCGCGCCUGGCGCCGAUCCUUCUUGGUUCACUGCGACCAACUCUACCCCAUCCACUGUCAACGAUAAUGGCGAUCAUACUUCGUCCUCGGCCAAUCCUAUGUUCUCUUCCACGCGCGAUCUUACCUCUACUUUUACUGCCAACCAAACCCGAGAUACCAGUUCCACUGCCCAUGAAGACCAAAUACCCCGCGAAGAAAGCCUAAAAGCCCACGAAGGAAACCUAAAAGCCCAUGAAGACUUGAUAGCCCACGCGAAAUCCUACACCCGGAUGCUCUUCUGGUGUUUGAACGGUUCGAGGAUGGAGUGGUCCAAUACUGACUUUGCGUACCUCUUCUUACCGGUUGGGUUCGGGAAGUUUGUGGGGGUUUGGGAGGAGAGGCGGGGGUGGGGGUUGGGUGCUUCGGCGGCGGCGUCGGCGGGCAUGGAGGAGGGGUUUAAUGCAGACGCAGGUGGAGGAGGAGCAGGGGCAGGGGCAGGAGGACGGUAUUCUCAAAGCCAAGGAAGCGCGUCGAACAGCGUCUUUAUACCCGAAUCAGCAUACCCAUCCUUUAGACCGGAAUCAGCAUAUACGUCGCCCGCCCUAUCCUUCCUUCAUCGUUAUGGACCUGUGGAUGAUAUCACGAUCGUGAAGAAGAGUCUGCACUAUGGUCGACCGUAUAGUUUUGUGCGGUGGCAGUGGGAGAGGGUGGGCGAGGAGGAGGAGGAGAGGAUUCGGGAAUUCUAUAGGGGGAAGAGUAAACGGAAGGUGGAUGGUGGGGGUAGAAGGGAGGUGGAUGGGGAAGAGGAUGAGGAGGUGGAAGUGGUGUACCCGUUGUUGGUUGUGAAACCGUUCCCGCCUAGGACGAAUUUCUUGGUUCCUGUUUCGGAGGGGAAGGCUAAGCGGAAGGGAUCCAAGGACGACAUGAACGAAAGAGGGAAAGACGACGUGAGCGAGGGAGGGAAAGACGACGCGAACGAGAGAGGGAAAGACGACGACAACCACAACGAGAAGGGGAAGGAGAAGGGGAAGGAACCACCCAAAGAACUCUACCUCCUCCCGCAACACACAAGUAUCGCGCUCUUUUCGCCCGACGAGGUCGAGUAUGCCGUGCUUCUUCCGUCUGUGUUGAGGUUCCUUGGGGUGAGGUUGACCGUGAUGGGGUUGAGGGAUGGGUUGUUUGGUUCUGCGUCUGCGCUCGACUCUCUUGCGCCUUCUUUGUCGUCGGAUUCGUCGAUCUCGUCGGGUUCGGACGUCUCGACUGCGAUACAUGCUUCGUCUUCCGGUGGUUUUACGUCUUCUACCUCUACACCUUCGAACUCUACAUCUUCGAAUUUGGCGUCUACCUCCACCUCCACGCCCACAACGCUCACCCAAAUCCCACUCGACGUCCUCACAGUAGCGCUCACAGCCCCCGUCGCGGGUGAACGACACAACUACCAGCGCCUCGAGACGCUCGGUGAUACCGUCCUCAAGUUCCUCGCUGGGAUUCAGAUUUUUGCGGAGUAUCCUAUGUGGCAUGAGGGCUAUUUGACGAAAAGGAAGGAUCACGCUGUGGCGAAUGUGAGGCUAGCGAAGGAGUGUGUGAAGAGAGGUGUGGUUAGGUGGAUUAUUCGCGAUCGCUUGCUGGGGAAGAAGUGGAAGCCUAGGUACAUCACGAAGGCCGAUCCUAGCCGUGGUGAACCGAUGGAUGUCGAUCCGAUUCCUGACGUCGUUAAACGUGAUAAGCCGAAGGACACUGGUGCGAAGGAGAUUGGUGCGAAGGAGACGUCCGUGUCCGAUGCGGAGAUGAAGGUUGACAAGGGAGAGGAGUCGAAUGCGGAAGCCAAGAUCGACGACGACGGGAAGGGAUUAAAGGCCGAGACGAAGGUUCAAGGCGAGAAGAAGAAAAAGAAGAAAAACAAACAGGCGAACAAGCAGCUCUCUACCAAGGUCCUCGCCGACGUGAUCGAGUCGCUCAUCGGCGCCGCCUACAUCAGCGGUGGCUUCCCCCUCGGCUACGAAUGCGCCAAAUUCUUCGACUUGGGCUUGAAAUGGGCUCCCCUCCCCACUCGGGUCGACCAGAUCCUCUCACGUGUCCAACCCGAGGACGACAUCCCCAUCCCACCCCAGCUCGCCGACGUCGAGCACAUGCUCGGCUACACCUUCAAACGCAAGAUCCUCCUGAUCGAAGCUCUAACGCACGCGAGCUAUCGCGAGCAUAUCAACACCAUCUCCUACGAACGCAUGGAGUUCAUUGGGGACUCGAUUUUGGAUAUGGUUGUGACCGAUAUGCUCUAUCGAGCGCCCAGGGAGUAUAGUCCUGGCCAUAUCCAUCUACGCCGCUCGGCGGUCGUGAACGGGCAUUUCCUGGCGUACAUCUGUCUUGGGAUGUGGAGGGAGCUGGAGGGCGUGAUGCCUCAACCGAGUGCCAGUUCGAACGCGGGUAAGGACGACUGGAACCCGUAUCUCAAUCCUCCGACGUUCGAAGAGGGAACGACGGCGCAUAGGAUCCAUUUAUCCCAGUGUCUCUUACAUUCCAGCCAGCAGGUGCUGGACGACCUGCGCAACACGGUUGAGCGAUACGAGCUGAGGAGGGAGGAGAUUGCUGAUGCGCUGGAGCAUGGCUCGAUUUUCCCGUGGUCGUCUCUCACCCGUCUGCAAGCGCCCAAGUUCCUGAGCGAUAUCGUCGAAUCGACCAUCGGCGCUGCGUUUAUCGAUUCCGGGUUCUCGAUCCCCGUCGUCACGUCCAUCAUCAGACGAAUCGGUAUCCUACCGGUCCUCGAACGCAUCAUUCGGGACGACGUCGACGUCUUGCACCCUGUCUCAAGGUUGUCGAUGUGGGCAGCGCAGAAUGAGAGGAAGGUGGAGUACAAGUACGAGAAGAAGAGGGGAGACGUGGCAUGUACCGUUGUUGUGGAUGGGGUGGAAGAGGUGAGGGAGGUGGAGAAGUAUAGGGGUGUGUCGAGUGAGGUUGAGGUCAGGUUUGCGGCUGCUGAGAGGGCGAUUAAGGAGUUCAAGUUGAGGGUUGGGGGAGGGAGGGGGAAGACGAAGGCCAAGGCCAGUGCGAAUGAGGGAGACGUGGACGUGGAGAUGAAAGAUGGAGAAAAGAAGGAGGAGAUGGUGGUUGAUAGGAAGGGGAAAGGAAGGGCGAUUAAGUAG